AUGGCUCCUGAAUUUGUGAUGAUCCUGCGCACAUCCCUAGGGUUCAAGCCUCCAGAACCCCGCAGAGCGCCUCAAGACCUCCUCAAGCUGGUGAAAAGAAUGGCCCGAUAUCACAUUGCUCGCAACAGAUAUGAAUGGGGUGGGAAUCAGGCAGCUAUCAAGGACAUGUUGGAUGAGAUGGCUGGUUCUUUUGCCAUUGAGAAGCCAUAG
Messenger RNA from Puccinia triticina, 210 nucleotides. RefSeq lists its product as uncharacterized. Bases 1 to 210 code for a protein of 69 amino acids. The record is from RefSeq and is a predicted model, not a curated record. The transcript has 2 exons. Lineage: Eukaryota; Fungi; Basidiomycota; Pucciniomycetes; Pucciniales; Pucciniaceae.